AUGAGGACAAAAAGCAUUGCGAGACUGUGUAUCCUGGUGCCGUUGGUGGCGGGAUCACCAGUUUCCGCCCUUGAAACUGACCAAGCCCCGAACCACGUAAUUCAGCAGCUCCGGCAGCAAAUUGGCAAUCAGCAGCAAGCUGUCGCGGCACUCGAGCAAGAGGUUGCUGGGCUUCUGAGGGAGCUACGGUCGGGAAGGGAAGAAUUUCAAGCUGGCGCCGGGGGUGGCCUGCGGUUGGAGAUUAACUAUCCGCAUCCAGGGGGCGCGGGCGCCGAAGCUUCCAGUGAGGCAUUUCCAUGGGCGCGAGAGGAAGAGGCAGCAGCUGGGCCCAUUCCUAUUAUGGUCGUUAAGCCAUCAUCCGUGGCCGAUGUGGAGAGUGCCAUGACGCAAGUCAUGGAGCAAGAGGCCGCAAUGACUGGCGUGAGCGAGGCUCAAGUCAACGCCCCGAUGCCUUUCCAAGUAAAGUCACCUGAACAGCAACUCGAUGAUGCAGUUGCGGCUAUUGACAAACUGGAAGCGGAAAAAACUCACUACAAAUACGACAUCGAGAACCUCCAAAGAAACUACGCCGCCUAG
Messenger RNA from Besnoitia besnoiti, 576 nucleotides. RefSeq lists its product as uncharacterized. The transcript has 7 exons. NCBI's taxonomy places the organism in Eukaryota, Apicomplexa, Conoidasida, Eucoccidiorida, Sarcocystidae. The record is from RefSeq and is a predicted model, not a curated record. Bases 1 to 576 code for a protein of 191 amino acids.